AUGUUGCCCCUAAUGUCUCCAAAAAGUUCAUCGAUGCUGGCAAAGAGAGUAUCUGCAACAGAGGCAUCGGUUCGAGGUACCGCAGCAAAUGCAGGCAGAGUGACCAAGGCCAAAGCUGAAGUAGGAGGAACGGCCGAGAAAGGAGCAGCAUUGGCCGACGUCGGGGUUACAUCUAUUGCAACUUAUGCCGAGCUAUGCACUUGGUGUAUUUACGACGUCUUGGCAUAUCUCAGGAGGAAGGAAAAGGUUCUAUUGGAGUGUUCUCUCAGAUUGUCGGACCUAAGGGAUACCACUGAAAAUGAAGUGAUGCGAGGAAUGUGA
Ilex paraguariensis (yerba mate) is the source of this 321-nucleotide messenger RNA. The record is from the annotation of a GenBank genome assembly. Lineage: Eukaryota; Viridiplantae; Streptophyta; Magnoliopsida; Aquifoliales; Aquifoliaceae.